This is a messenger RNA of Caretta caretta (loggerhead turtle), 3533 nucleotides long. It is a transcript of the gene TRIM29, whose product is annotated as tripartite motif containing 29. Gene Ontology annotation, molecular function: zinc ion binding. The record is from RefSeq and is a predicted model, not a curated record. NCBI's taxonomy places the organism in Eukaryota, Metazoa, Chordata, Testudines, Cheloniidae.
UAGUUCUGGUGUUCUCCACCUCCCAGCAGCUCAAGGUGUGUCAUUUAGGCAGAGGCUUUCCUGCAUUCUGCCUCCACUCCUUGCUGACCCAACCACCAGCAAGGUUGCCUGCUCUACAGAGAAGAGCAGUUGGCCAAAGAUCUGCUCCGUGCCUAGAGGGCUGAGAAAGGAGCAAGGGUAGAGAAAGGCCAAUUCAUCCCUCUGCACAAUGGAAACAGGGUGUGCCGCAAGGACAAAUGGCAUGGCUGGGAACCAAGAAGAUGUGACUUGUCUGUCCACCCCUAAGAAAGAUGGAGAGGAGCUGAAGUCCACCAGUCCCAGUGGGGGUGAGAAGGAAAAUGCCAAAAACACUGGCAGUUCUUCUGUGGAGACAGGGAAACUGAAGAGCUCUAUCUACUCAGGGACUGACUGGAAGAGGCCGAUCAUCCAGUUUGUGGAGUCAGAUGAGAAGAAGUCAACCUACUUCAGCAUGGAUUCAGGGGAUGGGAAGAAGCCAUCAUACCCUGGGGUGCAGCUUGGGGAUGUGAGUCGGCCCCCCAUCUCCUUUGUAGACAAAGGGGACUUGAGGAAACCGCUCUUCUUGGCAGAGUCGAAAAAGACCUUCUUCUCCAGUGAAGGAGAGGGCAGGAGGUCAGUGUACUCAAGCGGGCAGAUGGGGGAUCUGAAGAAGCCCUCCCUCCCUCUGGUGGAGACAGGGGACCUGAAGAGACCCAGCUACAACACCGCCAACAGAGUGUCCGGGUCGAGACCCCGGGUGAAGCUAGAGGAGGUCCUGUGCGACUCCUGCAUCGAUAACAAGCAGAAGGCAGUGAAGUCCUGCCUGGUGUGCCAGGCUUCCUUCUGCGAGCUGCACCUCAAGCCCCAUCUGGAGGGGGCUGCUUUCCGGGAUCACCAGCUGCUGGACCCCAUCAAGGACUUUGAAGCCAGGAAGUGCCCGCUGCAUGGCAAGACCAUGGAGCUGUUCUGCCAGACAGACCAGAUGUGCAUCUGCUACCUCUGCAUGUUCCAGGAGCACAAGAACCACACUACAGUGACGGUGGAGGUUGAGAAAUCGGGGAAAGAGGCCGAGCUCUCGUUGCAGAAAGAGCAGCUGCAGCUGAAGAUCAUAGAGGUAGAAGAUGAAGUGGAUAAGUGGCAAAAGGAGAAGGAUCGCAUCAAGAAUUUCACCACCAACGAGAAAGCCACCGUGGAUCAGCAUUACAAAGAGCUGGUCCGCGACCUGGAGAAGCAGCGGGAUGAGGUGAAGGCUGCCCUGGACCAGAGGGAAAAGACCGCGGUGGAGAACAUAAAAGAAAUUGUGGAGGAGCUAGAAGAGAGGGCAAAGCUGUUGCAGGAGGACAAGGAGACCAGGGAGCAGAUACAUCAGAUCAGCGACUCCGUUCUCUUCCUGCAGGAAUUUGGCGCAAUGAUGAGGAACUAUAUCGCCCCGCCGUCUCUCCCGACUUACAGCGUCUUGCUGGACGGGGACACCAUGAGCCCGUCGAUGGGGCUCCUCCGGGAUGAUCUGCUGAACGUCUGCAUGAGACACGUGGAGAAGAUCUGCAAGGCAGACCUCAGCCGGAACUUCAUAGAGAGGAAUCAUAUGGAGAAUGGGGAUCACCGCUACAUGCUCAACAACUACGAUUGGAACCAGCCUGAUAACGUGAAGAGAUUCUCCAUGUUCCUGACUCCAAAAGCCAGUUUCAGCAACCGAGCGUGGGAAUAUUCCUCCUUCCAAAAUGCAGAGGAGACACUUGGCAUGGGUAACUCUGCUUUCUCAAUGAAAGUAGGUAAUGGAACUAAGAUGCCGUAUCAGUUCUCCCAGAUGGGGCAGAGUUCACCUGGUGACUUCAGCAAACAGUCCGAUGGGAGCCUCUUCACUAAGACUGCUUACCCUGCAAUAGUGAGACACCAAGCAACAAAGGUGCAGCCGCAGACAUGGAAAUCCUCCAAGCAGUCCAUGCUGUCACACCACCGUCCCUUUUACGUCAACAAAGGCAACGGAAUCACUUCAAAUGAGGCACCUUGAAUCCCGCUGUCCAUGGGAAAAGCCAGCUGUGCCAGGAGUGGAGAACCAACCAAGAAUUUUCACAUAUGAACCUGCUACUAUAUUAAACUUCCUGCUCUAAUCUCUGGAGAGGCUGGAUUGGGUGGUCGGCGCUAGAAGAAAUGAGGACUUUUCCCAACUCAUAUUCGGUCCCAGGGCCAUUUUAUAUUUCCCUUGAAAGCUCUGCAGCCCUGGAGAACUGUAACAAGUACAACCCUUGUAGAUUUCUUAUUCCCUGUCUUGCAACACCCUCCUCUGCCUGCAGAGCAGAUUGCUCUACUUCUCCUAGGUGCUUUGGGGAAGGUGGGAUCUUGGAUAUGGUAUGCACUGAGCCCUUCCCCUCCACAGUGCACUGAGCCCUUCCCCUCCAUGUGCUUCCUGCUCUCCCGACCACAUAGUCGUCGUUGAAUGAAUUUGUAGAGCUGGUGAAAGGUGCCAAGUUGGAGUCUGAAGUCCUCUUUGAAUCUAAAAGGCAGGGUCAUCCCGGGAACUGGCAGGCCAUGCUUUGUCUAUGCUCCUCCAUCCACCUGCCUCAAACCUAAUCUGUAGGGACCCCGCCCCCAUCAGUGGAAAGGGCAGCUCUGUCUCUGUGAGCCACUCAAUCCUUGGCCUCUCUAUGGAGACACUCUUGGGCUUCCCCUUGCCAAUGUCCAGUGGUUACCACAUGCUGGACACCACCUCCUCACUAAGGACAGCUCUGAGUCCCACCCACCCAUCUCACAGUGGCCACCAAAGAAGCAUCAGCCUGUAACCGCUUCCAGUCACUCCUCCCCGGCGCUGGCUCCCAAUCGAUGGCAAAAAGGCUCUACAUCCCAUUAACAUACCCCCCCCCACCCGCCCCCGGCCACCGCUUCAAAUUGAAAAAGAAAAGGAAAAUCCAUCCCACUAAUGGAAGAUUGAUUAGAUGUCUUAGGUGGGUACCCCCCGCUUUUCCCCCCCAAACAAAAUUGGCUUAUAUAUUUUGGUUCCCUUAUUUUUUUCUGGAUCAGGAAUUAAUUUUUUUGUUGCUCAGCGUAAUAUUUCAGGGUUGUUUUUUUUCUGACUGCGCUCUGGACAGAGCGGUCGCAUGACCGUUGCCAGCCAGAAAGCAGUGCAGAGGCGGUUAGUGUUCCAAUCAUCCAACUUAGCUUUUCCCUCUGGGCAACAGGGAGGGGUCAUUGUAGCGAUGGAAAAACUCCAAGAGCAUCGGAGCUUGCUGCUGGAACUAAAGGCACAUUGCAGGAUCAAGGCCUGGCUCUCUGACAAUGAUAAGUCGCUGCAGAGCCGAGAUGCUAGCGUGUGCAGCUACUUUUCGUGACUUGUUCAGUUCAAGCCUUCCUCAGGGUCACAGCCAGCCCACCCCUGCUCCCCGCUCACACACGCAUGCAGCACCUGGUUGAGUGAGGUCACACCUAUUGCUUGCUGAAAAUUACUUUGUAGUUAAUCCCCAUGGCAAAGCUAUGUGCUGUUUUUUAAUCUGACUCUGCAGACAAAACUUCUGAGUCUGAAAGAUGGUUGCUCCAGAAUA